AUGGACGGGGAAAGAAGCGGCUCUCCCAUUGGGCGUCACGGGAUGUUCAAAUUAGUAUGGGAGGCGGUGAUUGGUGGCGACGCGGCGCGGCCCGCCGCCCCCGCCCGGGCGGGUCAUUGUCUGGCGGCUCCUGAGGCGGGUCGGGCGCGGCGGUGGCUUUCGGGUUCGGACGGCGGCGGCGGUACCAUGGCUGGAGGCAAGGCGGGCAAGGACAGCGGCAAGGCCAAGGCCAAGGCCGUGUCGCGCUCCCAGAGAGCCGGGCUGCAGUUCCCAGUCGGCCGCAUCCACAGGCACCUGAAGACUCGGACCACCAGCCACGGGCGCGUGGGAGCCACGGCGGCUGUGUACAGCGCAGCCAUCCUCGAGUACCUGACCGCUGAGGUGCUGGAGCUGGCCGGGAAUGCUUCCAAGGAUCUGAAAGUGAAGCGGAUCACGCCCCGGCACCUGCAGCUGGCGAUCCGCGGUGACGAGGAGCUGGAUUCCCUGAUCAAAGCCACCAUUGCUGGUGGAGGUGUCAUUCCCCACAUCCACAAGUCCCUGAUUGGAAAGAAGGGACAACAGAAAACGGCGUAGAGGAAGCGCAGCACCGAAUCCCCCCGUCAUCGUACUGUACCUGGGCACAGGAACAUCUCGGGGAUACGAGGGAUUUUUUUUAAGGAGUAGUUCAAAGGAAGAGCAUAGAGAGGAUUGACUGUAGAGGAAACAUUGGGAUGGGUUUAGAUUCUGAUAGGACACACUGCGGGCUGUGGGGUGGCAGCUGGGGGGGUGGGUGAGUGGCUCAGCUGCCCCUUUGUUUUAUACAAAAAUGGAACCCAUAAACCAUUUUUUACAAAAA
This is a messenger RNA of Pseudopodoces humilis (Tibetan ground-tit), 835 nucleotides long. Its product is annotated as histone H2A.V. Gene Ontology annotation, molecular function: protein heterodimerization activity; structural constituent of chromatin; DNA binding. Lineage: Eukaryota; Metazoa; Chordata; Aves; Passeriformes; Paridae. Gene Ontology annotation, cellular component: nucleosome. The record is from RefSeq and is a predicted model, not a curated record.